UCAAGUUAACAUAAAAAGGUGGUUCAAAGUCGUCCUCAGCAUGAAGCAUCUUCACUGCAAAGAUGCGGUUUACUCUCUUCCUCCUCUGUGGGAUCGGUGGACUGAUAGCUGGAACUUGGGCUUUGCCUGUAGAAAAGGAAAAAAAAGAUUGUUGUCCUCCGGGAUGGACUCAGGUGGAAGGCCACUGUUACAUCGUGCAAGAUGAUCCCAGGAUUUUUUCUGAUGCAGAGAGAGUAUGCAACACUCUUGGUGGGAAUCUGGCCUCAAUCACCGAUGCGGUUAAAAAUGCCGUUGUGACUCAACUGGUUCGGAAUAACGGUUUUCGGCCCGCCUGGAUUGGACUCACUGAUGCAGUCAGGGAGCGAGUCUAUGCUUGGACCGACGGCAGCCCCUUUGAUUUCCAGAACCUUCUCUCAUCUUCCUUUUUUGGAGACUGUGUGUACAUCUUUUCAUCUGGUCGAUGGUUCUCUUCAAGUUGCUUCUCCAGGUUCCCCUUUGUUUGCGGCCAAGAAGCGUGCUGUGAUCGUGAUCACUAAUCAGUCCAUCACAUCUUCAGAACACCACCUCUUAACUUUUUCAACCCUGGUGCCCAACUUUAUGGUUAUGGUUAAUGUUUACUUCAAACAUGCGUACAGUUAAAAUGUGUACAAUGUUUACUUUAACGGUUCAAGGUACCGUUUAGUUCAGUAGCCACCAAGAAAUAAAAAAUAUAUCCAAAUCAA
Messenger RNA from Nerophis ophidion (straightnose pipefish), 722 nucleotides. Its product is annotated as ladderlectin-like. The coding region runs from base 63 to 536 and encodes 157 amino acids. The record is from RefSeq and is a predicted model, not a curated record. The transcript is spliced from 7 exons. NCBI's taxonomy places the organism in Eukaryota, Metazoa, Chordata, Actinopteri, Syngnathiformes, Syngnathidae.